This is a messenger RNA of Stomoxys calcitrans (stable fly), 3667 nucleotides long. RefSeq names its product SET and MYND domain-containing protein 4 (gene Smyd4-1). The transcript has 7 exons. Bases 1270 to 3543 code for a protein of 757 amino acids. NCBI's taxonomy places the organism in Eukaryota, Metazoa, Arthropoda, Insecta, Diptera, Muscidae. The record is from RefSeq and is a predicted model, not a curated record. Gene Ontology annotation, molecular function: protein binding.
GAAAAUGUUUGUCAAAAUUGUCAAUUUACAUACGAUUCAUAAUUUUUGCUAUCACACAUGUUUGUUAUUUAGGUAUGACAUAACCUAAAAGUUUGAGCAAAACCUGAUUUUUUUUUGUGUUAAAAUUGUUAAAGUUGUCAUUCGAUUCACAACAAAAACAGUCGAUUUCUUUAUGUUUUUGUCAGAAGCAAUAGAAUACGCUCUAAUCGAAACAAAUUACAUGUGCUAUUUUAAAAGUGAUUUUCAUAUGUUAGUAUCGUGUGUAUCGCGACAUGUGCAACUCAACAUGUGCUAAAUUUGACAUGUCAUUAGACAAUACUUGCCGUGUAGUAGAGCCUUUAGUGAACACUGGAUAGGAGUGUUGCCCAAAAUAUAUUCAUUUACAGGUAGUUGCAGUUGCCCAACAACAAAAUCAAUGGUUAGUGCAACUCUGAUUUUAAGUAUGUUACUAGGUCGCGCCAUUUUUCGUUGUUUGUGUGUUACUUAACUAUAAUACACAGCCGCAACUCGUUGAUUGAUAGUGCCCUUUGAGAGAUAAAAAUGUAUUCAGCUGUUUACAGUUCGCUACCUGUUAAUCAAGGCGUAUUUAAAAAGGUGGUCUCACGCGAACAGCUGCUAACAGCCGGUCAGGUUUGCCAACACACACAAAAAAAGUUGUGUGCGUGAGUGCAUAUGUAUGCGUACAUGAGCAGAGAAUAUGCGAGAAAGAGAUAACAACAAAGAGAAUGCAAACAAAAAUCUGUCAAAUCGCGUGAGACCAUCUUUUUAAAUCCGCCUUGAGCGUCUAAUUAUUUCUCUCGUGUAAACAUCCCUUUGUUUAUUAUUGAAUAUGGAACGCUAUUAUGUGUUGUGGAACUUCGGUUUUGCAAUCAAUCAUUUGGCCAAAAUCAAAACAAACUCACACCAUUAGACCCAGUUCCACAUGAGAACAGACUGAGUUCACCAAGUGGUCAAGUCAUACAAAAACUCUGAAUUAAGCUGCAUAUCAAGCGUUCAGCAGCAGUCAUCGAAAACCUCGAUGAGGACGAAGGAGAUUCCUAUUCCAAAUUAGUAUCAAGUGGCCAGUAGUAUAUCUCUAAAUUAGAUAGCAGCUUCUAGAGGAUCAACCACAGUUUAACCGGGAUAUCCCUAUAUUCCAAGCUCGGAAAUAUAAUCAUUUAUCCCAUAGGAAGUAGGGUCACUAGACCAUUCUUAGAACUUUUCAGUGGAGAGAAUCUGAAGAAUUUAACCACCAUCGUAAGGAUUUCGUGAAAAAUUUAAACCAAAAGCAUGGAUACAGACCUAUGUGAACUUUUUUCAUUGCAAAGUAAAUUUGUAUGUUUGAACAAAUAUGAAGACGAGUUUAAAACACAGAAAAUACUCUAUGGAUUACCAAAAAAUUUGCAAUUGUGUGAAAAGCUCACCUUACAUUGGCUUAAAACUCAGGAAAAAAAUGAAGACAAUGAGUUCGCCAUGAAGGAUGACAGUGAUAGAAUAAAAGAAUCCAAUGAAUUGCGAAGCGAAGGCAACCGAUUGUACACUGCACAAAAGGAAAGAAAUAUUCUUGGUGCGUGUCGUCUUUACAAUGACGCAAUUUUUGCAGCGCUAGAUAGUAAAUCCGGCAACGAAAUAUCUUUGGGUUUUGCAAACCGAGCAAUGGCUUUACAAACAUUUGGAUAUUAUCAACAAGCUUAUGAUGAUUGCAUGUGUGCCUUAAAAACAGGAUAUCCCAAUGCUAUGCGUCACAAAAUAAUAACUCGACAAGCCUUUUGUUCAUUGCAACUAAAGGAUGCGAAGGCACUUGAAUCUCAUUUGAACGAGCUGGACCAAAUGACGCUAAACGAUAAUUUUCAAAAGCAACUUCUUGAACUUAAGGAAUCAUUGGCAAACAUUUGUGAGACAAAUAAAAAGUCCGAACUUGAGGAUGGCCAAGCAGGUAGCAGAGAAUCUCAAAUAAUUGUGGAAACUGGCACGGAAUUGGGACGUGUAAUGAAAGUUAAAAGCCUAAUACAAAGGAAUCAGCUCAUUUUUCACGAAAGGAUACCGUCAUUUGUUCCAGUAGGAGACGGCAGACGAUUGUGUCAUCAGUGUGCAAUCACUAGUUUCAUACCUUAUCCAUGUUUUAAGUGUCGCGGUCGUGUGAUUUAUUGUUCUCUAAGAUGUCAGGAAGUUCAUCGCAGCAUACAUGACUAUGAAUGCGCUGGGUAUCGUUUUCAACUAUUUGCUCGUGUUGGAAUUGCUCAUUUAGCUUUAAGAACCAUCCUCGACAAUGGAAUAUUUUCAAUUGUUGACCAUUUGAAGACCAAAACAAAUACUGAAGAAGUUUGGAAAUCUCUAACAGCUAAUGGAGAUAUUUACAAAGAUAAUAAAUUGCCCUAUGCAGAGUCGCUUCGUAUGAUUUCACACCUAAAUCAAAUGACCAUCAAGGACAUUCAAUGGUUUACUUUGGUCUCGCACCUCUUGGUUGUCUACCUUAAAUACUAUACCCAUUUCUUUAAGGAUUUGGAAAAACAUAAUAACUCCAUUGAAUGGGAACUACUUACGUCCUCAUUGAUUUUACGCCACAUUGGACAACUAAUAUCCAAUGGUCAUAUGUUAACUACGCUUUUACCAAAACCUCUAAAUUUUUCACUUACCGACUUUCAUUUGUUAAACGAUAGAGUGUGGACAAGUCCUUGGCAUUUAAAGGCAGGGUAUUUACACACAUUUGCCUACUACGACGAUUUGGCAUCCUUAAAUUUGCCUUAUCUAAGUAUUUGCAAUCAUUCCUGUGUCCAAUCGUUUCAGCCUAAAUUUUCGGGACGCUAUGUGAGUACAUUUGCUCUCAAGGACUUGCAUGAAGGCGACGAAAUUACCAACUGCUACGAUCUGGAUUAUCGAAAAGUAAAGCGAUCGUCUAGGCAACAACGUUUAAAGGCGACCUAUUAUUUUGACUGUGGGUGUGAAAACUGUAUACAGCCCAAAGAAGAUUUUGAUUUUAAUCAAUAUCAUCGAUAUCGUUGUGAUAAUAAAAACUGCGGCAAAAUAUUUGUACCAGAUUUACCGGAACGACCUUCCCUGAAUUGGUGGCAGAAAGCGGAAAUUGAUGUUACAUUAUUUUGCACAAAAUGUGGUUGUGAACAAAGGUUGGAGUGGUUCCACGAGCUGAAAAAUUUACUGGAGCAUAGAAUAACCCAGUGGGACGCCAGGCGACGUUUAUAUGAUAUAUUUAAAUCCCUAGGUGACAUUUUAUUGGGAUUCAACGAUGCUCGAGCUUAUAUAGCAUCAAAAUUAUGUUCUGAAUGGUUCAACUUGCAAUAUCAUGGAAUUUAUUUAACAGAUCAAGAUUAUGAUGAUAUUAUUGCAAUGACGAAUUAUUCCCUAGAAUAUACUAAAAGUCAAUCGUGUAUCAAUUCCAUUGAAUAUGUGGCUGAAAUGACAUAUUUGUGGGAUAUUGCAGCCAUAGGAAAGUACAAGUGGUGCUCUAAGGAAAGAGAUGAAAUGUUAUUUGCUUUGAACAUAAUAUCGGAUGAUUUAAAGCUUAUCUUCCUAAAUUACUAUAAUGACUAUAUUAAAAUUGACUGAAAAGGUUUGUGAUUUUUAUUGUAAAAUAAACAAAAACAUGGUUGGCACUGGCUAGUGCUUUGAUUAUUUCUACGCUCUGAAGAUGAAGAAUGCUCAUAAAAUAAAAAUUUUAAUCCAUAAGUGA